Molecule: messenger RNA, 486 nt
Organism: Lactuca saligna
Lineage: Eukaryota; Viridiplantae; Streptophyta; Magnoliopsida; Asterales; Asteraceae
Source: the annotation of a GenBank genome assembly
AUGGAGGAUAUAUCAGAUAGCCAUGUAAGCUCAAUUCUAUCACAGAGUCUCCAUUGGUUUUUUCAGACUCUCUUGCUGAGUUCUUUGCGGAGAAUAAGAACAUUGCUGGGUUUCACAACGAAAGUUGUAUUGUGUAAUCUACCUGGAAAAUCACUUUACAAUACCGUGAGAGAACUUGUUGAAAAUGCACUUGAUUCUGCAGAAUCCAUUGGGGAGCUUCCAUUGGUCGAAAUAACAAUAUGGCGUGAUGUUAAAAUGCGUGCUUUUGAUGAUGCAAACCAUCAAACUUACGUGGACUUGAAGAUUUUUAAAAGUUUCUCUGAAUUUUUUGUUGGUACCUGGUGGUAUCGGAUCCAAGAAUGGAGCUACUUUAUUCUUAAAGAGCUACUUUAUGCAGACCCUUUUGAUGUGGAGGCACAAAAGAAAAUGAGAAAUAACAACAUUGAAGCUAUCAUGGAUCGAAGGUUGGGCAUUUAUUGCAUUUGA